This is a messenger RNA of Didymodactylos carnosus, 768 nucleotides long. Lineage: Eukaryota; Metazoa; Rotifera; Eurotatoria; Philodinida; Philodinidae. The record is from the annotation of a GenBank genome assembly.
AUGACGUUGCAAGGUGUAACAUUAGAAGCCAUUUUGAUUACGCAUUGGCAUCCAGACCAUAUUGGAGGAAUUCGCGAUGUUCUUAAAGCAGUUAAUCAAGCAAAUAUUCCUAUUUAUAAACGAAAAUUAUUGGAAAUACCUGAUAGUAAAAUAUUAAGUACCUAUGGCAUUGAAAAUCCAGAUGACUAUACGCAAUUUACAUUUAUUGAAUCAAAUCAAGUUAUAGAAACAGAAGGAGCUCACCUUAAGUAUGAAUUGCAGGCAGUACAUACUCCCGGUCAUUCGACCGAUCAUUUAUGCUAUCUAUUAGAAGAAGAAAAUGCUCUGUUUUCUGGUGAUUGUAUUUUGGGAGAGGGAACAACAGUUUUUGAAGAUUUACAUGAUUAUAUGAAUUCAUUAAGCAAAAUAUUAAAUUUAAAACCGAAACUAAUUUAUCCUGGUCAUGGGCCUAUUGUGCCUGAUCCUCAAACAACAAUUGAACAUUAUAUUUCACACCGUCAACAACGAAAUGAACAAAUUUUAGCCGCGUUGAAGGACAAGGACGCUUUAGAACCGAUGGAAAUAACAAAAAUUGUUUAUACGGAUAUAGCUGAACAACUUUAUUCAGCUGCUUGUCAUAAUGUUGAAAAUCAUCUUCGUAUGCUUGAGAAACAAGGUCAAGUAGCAAUGACAAUAGCAGCAGAACAAACAUCUCAAGUUUUUCGUGAAGGUGAAACCGAAGUCGGUGAAAAUGAAGGAAACAUUGCAUAUUUAUACAUCAAAUUGUAG